AAUGAGACCACACAAUUGCCGGCAAAUCUACUUACAAGUGUACAAACAGGUGUGAAUGUAACGCUAUAUAUUGGUAUUUUUGAGUUGUCGGCGGUCAGACAGUUUUUGCUCAUCAAACGCGCAACGUACGAAAAACAAAUGAAAUUUCGGUGAGAUCAACGCAAUAACGAAAUAGUGAAUCGAAGUGUUUGAUUAUGUAAAAUUGUUAAAAAUUGUGAAAAUAAUUGCAUUUUUUUUUUAAUAAAUAAUUAAGAAUUUUAAUUUGUGUUUUUUUUUUGUAAUUGUCAAAAUUAAUGCAUUUGCCUAGUCUUAUAUUAAUGGCCACAGCUCUGCUGUGUGCCGCCAAUGUGCAGGCCUAUCGGUUUUUGGCUGUUCUACACACCGGCGCCAGAUCGCACCACAUCGUCGGCUCGGCGCUGAUGAAGGAGUUGGCGCGUAGAGGUCACCAGGUAACGGUUAUUUCACCAUUUCCACUGAAAAAGCCAAUGGAGAAUUAUGUGGACAUAGAAACACCGCGUAUUAAGGCAGCCAUGGAUAGCACCGCAUCUAAUCUACUGCUAGCUGUCGAGAGGAGUGUUAUAGAGAAUAUGCGGAAUUUCCACGAGAUGGGUCUUAAUAUGUCGCGUACAUUUCUAGAAGAAGCCAAUGUUAAAGCGCUACUUGCUAGUAAUCAGACUUUCGAUGCUGUUAUAAAUGAAAUUUUUCUUUCUGAAGCACUCUUUGGUCUGAGUGAACAUUACAAUAUACCACUGAUAGGUUUAGGCACUUUUGGUGCUCACCCCUGGAACACAGAUAUGGUCGGUUCUCCGAGCCCCCCAUCGUAUGUGGCAAGCGCUAUGCUACCGUUCAGUGAUCGCAUGACGUUGUGGCAACGCGUAGCCAAUUUCGCAUAUAAUAUAUUCGAACGCUUGUUACUCGAUGUCUACUAUUUGCCAAAACAAGCAGCUAUAUAUAAGAAAUAUUUUCCCAACAACAAGCGUGAUAUGUAUGAGGUGCGUCGCAAUGCUGCUUUAGUGUUGCUCAAUCAGCAUGUCUCGCUUAGCUUCUCACGUCCUUAUGUACACAAUCAGAUCGAAGUUGGCGGCAUGCAUAUCAAUCGUAAGCGAUCGCCAUUACCUGUCGAUUUGGAGCGGUUCAUUAAUGAAUCGAAACAUGGCGUAAUCUAUUUCUCGAUGGGUUCCAAUUUGCGGAGCAAAUUUUUACCUCUGGAAAAACGUCAGGCAAUACUUGAAACAUUCCGCGGCUUGAAACAACGUGUGCUAUGGAAAUUCGAAGAUCCACAACUCGAAGGCAAACCGGAUAAUGUGUAUAUUAGUGAAUGGUUCCCACAGGAUGAUAUUUUGGCACACCCGAAUGUGAAACUCUUUAUCACACAUGGUGGCUUACUUAGUACCACUGAGUCCAUUUAUCAUGGCAAACCUUUUAUUGGCAUACCGAUCUUCGGCGAUCAAUUUCUUAAUAUGAAUCGUGCCGAAGCUGGUGGUUACGGCAUAAGGGUAGAUUAUACCAGUUUCACUAAAGACAAAUUCAAAGCUGCCAUUGAACGUAUGGUGAGUGAUGAGAGUUAUGCGAAGCGCGCCGCGGCUGUUUCAGCGACUUAUCGCGAUCAGCCAAUGAACCCCUUGGACUUAGCUGUAUACUGGGUAGAGUAUGUGGUGAGACACAAGGGCGCAAAACAUUUACAUUGCUCCGGACAGGAUUUAAAUUUCAUACAAUAUCAUAGUAUUGAUACCAUGUUGAUCUUAUUUGGUGGUAUUUCUUUGGUGCUUUUACUGUUCAUGUUGCUGAUACGUGCGGUAUGGGGCUGGUUACAAUUUGCGCUUGCCCGCAAGGAUAUCAAGGAGAAGGUACAUUGAAGUGUGAGAAUUAUUUUAUAUAAUUUCGGAAAAUGAAAAAAUUUAAUCUUGUAUUAUUUAGAAGCAUAUAUAGUAAAAAUUAACUGUUCAUAGUUAUGUAGCUGGUUUUAUUGGUUUUAAUAUUUAUAAGUGCUAAAUCUAACAAAGAUAUUAAAUGAUUUAGUUUAAGGAAUAAACUUUUUAAAUAAAAUUGUGAACUUAACGAAACGUUUCACUACG
Messenger RNA from Zeugodacus cucurbitae (melon fly), 2075 nucleotides. RefSeq names its product UDP-glycosyltransferase UGT5. Lineage: Eukaryota; Metazoa; Arthropoda; Insecta; Diptera; Tephritidae. The transcript is spliced from 3 exons. Bases 294 to 1856 code for a protein of 520 amino acids. Gene Ontology annotation, molecular function: UDP-glycosyltransferase activity. The record is from RefSeq and is a predicted model, not a curated record.